Messenger RNA from Cuscuta europaea, 682 nucleotides. Lineage: Eukaryota; Viridiplantae; Streptophyta; Magnoliopsida; Solanales; Convolvulaceae. The record is from the annotation of a GenBank genome assembly.
CGAAUUCAAAUAUUUUGCAGGCAUCGUCUGUUCACGUCCUUCCGUCCCGGCCUGUAUUAUCUAGUGGUGCAAACUGGAAAAGAGCUUGGAAAUGGCAAACUUGCUAAUGAAAGUCCCGAGUAACCUUCGCGUCGUUUCUGCUUCGUCCUCUAAAGGACCUAGUGGGAGUAUGAAACAAUUAGGUGGGCCAGUGAUUGUGGAACUUCCGCUGGAUAAAAUUAGAAGGCCCCUUAUGCUCACUAGAGCUAAUGAUCCCCAAAAGGUGCAGGAACUGAUGGACAGUGUACGUGAAAUCGGCCUACAAGUCCCCAUUGAUGUCUUGGAAGUCGAUGGAGUCUACUAUGGAUUUUCUGGGUGUCAUCGCUACGAGGCUCACCAGCGACUCGGUCUUCCAACUAUCCGCUGCAAAGUCCGUCGUGCAACAAAAGAAAUAUUGAGGCAUCACCUACGAUAACAGAGUCCCCUUUUACCCAAAAAGGCUCUUCGUCAAGUUACUCGAAUAUUAUGCUUGUGUAAUACAAGUAACUUCUAUCAUUUUAUUACUCGAAUAGUAUGUACUAUGUAGUAAAUUCCAAUUGACUGAAGAACAAUAUCACCUGACAGUGAUAUCUAUAGAUGGUGCAGAUUUUUUUUUUUGCUUUCAUCACUGUCCUGGAUAGGGAUGGAUUCGGUUCAGGCCACC